Molecule: messenger RNA, 2295 nt
Organism: Zingiber officinale
Lineage: Eukaryota; Viridiplantae; Streptophyta; Magnoliopsida; Zingiberales; Zingiberaceae
Product: protein NEN1-like
Exons: 9
Coding region: 612-2138 (508 amino acids)
Molecular function (GO): nucleic acid binding; 3'-5' exonuclease activity
Source: RefSeq, a predicted model, not a curated record
AGGUCCAACUAGGUCAGGCUCGGAAGGAGCACAGAUGGUGCUCCAGCCUUGGGCGUGACUGUGUGAGAGAGCUCGGGAGCGUCUAGGGUUCGAUACUCAAGCUUGAGAGCGUGCGGUGCUCGGCGUUUGGGAUGAGAGCGUCUAGGGUUCGAUACUCAAGCCAGAAGGUGAAUUAUUUUAGGAAGGAGCCGUGGGCAAUGAGGUGACCAAUGAUGAUGUGUGUUAGCCGUUACAAAAGGAUGUGAUCGUGAGGCGGUUGAGUUCGAGUGGCGGAUAGGCGUCGCCGCCAAGGACUGGACAAAAGUUGCUAAGCAAGGGCAGAUCGAAGUCAUGGAGCUGGAAAUUGAAGAAGUUGGAAGAUAUCGUGAAGUCCAUUCACGACAAAAUGCUUUAUCUUCGUGAAAGUGGAAUCGGAGCAACAUUGGUGGGAGCAUAGCAGGAUUGGAGCGGGAUCAUUUUUGUUAGGGGCCACUGAUGCGGAAGUUUUGAGAGAUCUACUACUUCCUCGAAGCAUUUCAUCCACCGCUCGUUCCGGCGACUUGAGCACCAAUUGCCAGAUCCGACGGCUGAUCUUUUAGUCUUGGAGCCGAAGCAAACCCCGCUACAAAGGGAUGAUACCGGGUCCAGCAACUCGGAUAUCCAUAGCCGCAGGGAGAAGUGGUGGAGUGGAGGAGGGAAGGAAGGCAUGGAAGCGAGCGGGGCGGAGAUCGCGUUCUUCGACGUGGAGACGACGGUGCCAAGCCGGUCCGGCGAAAGGUUUGCGCUGCUGGAGUUCGGGGCUAUCCUCGUCUGCGCGCGGCGGCUGGUGGAGGUCGGAUGCUACUCCACCCUCAUCCGGCCCGCAGACGUCGCCGCCAUUUCCCCCGUUUCCAUCCGCUGCAAUGGCAUCACUCCCGACACCGUCUCCGCUGCCCCGACCUUCCGCGAUGUCGCUGACCGCGUUUUCGACGUUCUCGACGGUGAAAAGACGGGUGUGGGCGGGGCACAACAUUGUGAGGUUUGAUUGCGCUCGGAUAAGAGAGGCAUUUGAGGAGCUCGGGCGGCCGGCGCCCGAACCUAAGAGCAUAAUUGACACACUGCCGUUGCUUACUCAAAAAUUCGGCAGACGAGCUGGAAACAUGAAGAUGGCUAGUUUGGCAACUUACUUUGGGCUCGGACAACAGAGGCACAGGAGCUUAGAUGAUGUCAGAAUGAACCUGGAAGUUCUCAAGUGUUGUGCUGCAGUUCUGUUUUUGGAGGUGAAUCUCCCAGAUGUAUUUUCUCUGGAUAAGUUGGUGCUUACCAAUACACCAUCAGGGACUGAGACCUAUGAAGAUGCUUCUCAUUCUCAUCAGCGAACUCCGGGCUCACCGUGUGAUGAAUUCACUGAUCAGCAAACUAACAGACAUAUCUUGAAUACCUAUCAAGCUGGACCUAGUAUUUCUGUUUCAGAGAAUGCUUCCAACUUGGUGGCAUCUAUGGAGCAAAUGAACAUAGACUUAUUACAGUCGAACACACAGUUGCUCCAAAUAAUAGAAUCUGACUGUGAUAGAAUUUGUACCACAGUUCCUACUGAAAACUCCAAUUGUUAUGUUGGAUUUCUGGAGGCUGAUCAAGUGUUACCAGACAAGAUCAGAGCACCUACAGUCCAAAAUUUUCAAAAGACUAUUCUUUACAGAGAUUGCCCCUUGCAGCUUUCUUGUAUGGGGAUGAAGAUCCAUUUUGGAGUCAACUCAAAAUUCAGAGACUAUUCUGGCCGGCCAAAACUAAGUAUUGUGGUGGAUGCUCCUCAUAACUUAUGCAAGAUUUUGGAUAUCUGCAACCGAGUUGCACAAGCAUCAUCACAGAAUUCUGGUAGCAACUCUGAAUGGCGACCUGUGCUAAAGAGGCUUGGCCACUCAAAUACUGCUACUAUUCGACUGCACAUCCCCACUGUGGCAAAUGGUGAUGGAGCCAUUUACUCCACUGAGAUGUACCACAAAGACCCUUCAGGGAACAUGCAGAAGCUUCUUUUCAGCAGACCAGAUGCCGCUGAGCUCGAGUCAAUAUUUGUGCCAGGAACUACAGUUGAUGCUUAUUUCAUUGCAGACAUCUACGAUUUCCAACAGAAUGCAGGCAUCAAGCUGGUAGCUAGAAGAUUGGUUGUUCUCUCGAAAUAGAUUGGAUGUUACCCGUCAUCCCUAACUUGUAGUGCACAUUGUUGAUGCUAAAUCAUGUAAUUUAAUCUACUUAUCAUGGUCAUUUGUUUAAAUUAAGUGAAAUUAUUAGAUUUGUUCCCCGCUGUUCCUUAAUGGAUGAAGGUUAUCAUUUAUAAGA